This is a messenger RNA of Papaver somniferum (opium poppy), 993 nucleotides long. Its product is annotated as RING-H2 finger protein ATL8-like. Gene Ontology annotation, biological process: protein ubiquitination. Bases 308 to 895 code for a protein of 195 amino acids. The record is from RefSeq and is a predicted model, not a curated record. The transcript has a single exon. NCBI's taxonomy places the organism in Eukaryota, Viridiplantae, Streptophyta, Magnoliopsida, Ranunculales, Papaveraceae. Gene Ontology annotation, molecular function: transferase activity.
AAACAACCAUUUACCAGACAGAACCGAAGGGAACUUCACAAAUUUCGUAAAGGGUAUUUUAGUCAUUAACGUUUGUCCUUCACACGAAAAACCAUCGUAUUAAAUUCACGUUCUUUUCCUACACCAUUUUCAUUUUCAUUUCCCAUUUUUUCUUUUGCUUCUCUUGAGAAAGAAAACAAAGAAUUAAAAAACUUUAUAAACCACUCCUCACACUUCCCCACCACCGAACUCCACAAAUUUCACUCCCAAAACAAAACCCUCUUCUUCUGCUCUCUACCUUCACUGAUCUAUCUCACUGUAAUCUGUAAUGACUUCUCCAUCAACAUCAGCAGUAGCAGAACCACCAUCACCAAUUAUAUUAGAUUCGGAUUUCAUUGUUAUACUGGCAGCGUUACUAUGUGCCUUAAUCUGUGUUAUUGGCUUAGUUGCAGUAGCUCGUUGUGCUUGGCUUCGGCGUACGAAUGGAGAUAGUGAUAAUAAUCCUUCAGCAGCUUCAUUACAAUCACAAGCGAAUAAAGGAUUGAAAAGGAAGAUUCUUAAAUCAUUACCUAAAAUCACUUAUGAUAAGACAUUGUCAAUGGAAGAUUGUGCUAUUUGUUUAAGUGAAUUCGAAAUUGGUGAUGAGAUUAGAGUGUUGCCUCAAUGUAAUCAUGGAUUUCAUGUUACUUGUAUUGAUACUUGGCUUGGUUCUCACUCUUCUUGUCCUUCUUGUCGUCAGAUUCUUGUUAUUCUUAGAUGUAAAAAUUGCGGUGGAUUUCCAAAUACUUCUUCCUCUUCAUCUUCUUCUGUUAAUCAUCAUCCUCCUCCACCCCCACCUCCUCCUCAAGUGCUACUACAACUCACUGAAGCUGAACUGAAGGCUAGAGAAGAUCAUAUUAAUCGAUUUUUGCCCUAAAAUCUGAAGGGUUUCUUUCUUUUACUUUCUGUCUUCAGUUCUUUCUUUCUUCUUCUUGUAAUUAUUUGAUUCACAGAAAGAAAUUGAAAUUAAUCUAA